AUGUCUGCGUACGCGGUGCUGCUGGGCGCGAUGACGGGCAUCAUGGUGUGCGACUACUGGGUGGUGCGCCAGCGCAAGCUCAAGCUGAUGGACAUGUUCGAGCCCAGCAGCCGGUCGAUCUACUGGUUCCGCGCGGGCUUCAACUGGCGCUCGUUUGCGGCGUGGGUCAUCGGCUUCGCGCCGCUGAUGCCCGGCUUUGUCAACGCGUGCAACACCAGCAUCGAGAUCCCCGCCGGCGCCAAGCACCUGUACCAGCUGGCGUUCAUCUACGGCUUUGUGGUGUCGUUCCUGCUGCACUACGUGUUCAACCGGCUGUCGCCGCCCGCGGGGCUCGGCGAGCUCGACACGGUGAAUCCGUUUGGCACCUUCACCGAGCAGGAGGCGCGCCGGCUCGGC
Messenger RNA from Ogataea haglerorum, 396 nucleotides. RefSeq lists its product as uncharacterized. Gene Ontology annotation, biological process: nucleobase transport; transmembrane transport. Gene Ontology annotation, cellular component: plasma membrane. Gene Ontology annotation, molecular function: nucleobase transmembrane transporter activity. The record is from RefSeq and is a predicted model, not a curated record. Lineage: Eukaryota; Fungi; Ascomycota; Pichiomycetes; Pichiales; Pichiaceae. The transcript has a single exon. The annotation marks the transcript as partial.